AUGAAGAUCAGCGCACUCCUGACCUCUGCGGGCAUCAAUAUUGGGCUUUGCGUGCUCUUUCUGUCGCUCUAUUCUGUUCUGAGGAAGCAGCCAGCCAAUGUCAGGGUCUACUUCGGCCGGAGGAUUUCCGAGGAGCAUAGUCGGCUCCGAGAGGCUUUUAUUUUGGAGAGGUUUGUUCCAUCAACUGGCUGGAUCGUCAAGGCCCUGCGGUAUACCGAGGAAGAGCUCUUGGCAGCUGCUGGGCUGGAUGCUGUCGCUUUCAAUAGAAUGCUUGUCUUCAGCAUACGUAUCUUUUCACUGGCUGCCCUUCUGUGUGUGUUUGGAAUACUUCCAUUGCACUAUUAUGGAAAAAAUAUACUACAUAGUCGGAUUCCUUCAGAAGAUUUGGAUAUCUUCACAAUUGGGAAUGUGGAAGUGCGAUCAAGAUGGCUUUGGGUUCAUUGUCUAGUUCUCUACAUAAUAUCUGGAGUAGCUUGCAUUCUCCUAUAUCUUGAGUAUAGGCACAUUGCUAGACUGAGGCUCCUUCACCUUAAGCGUGCAACACCCAAUCCAGGCCAAUUUACUGUGCUUGUUCGCGGAAUACCAAAGAUAACAAAAGAAUCGUGCAGUAGUGCUGUUGAUGAUUUCUUCACCAAGUAUCAUGGGUCAAGUUACCUAUUCCACCAAGUUGUUUAUAAAGUUGGGAAAGUUCAGAAGAUAAUGACUGGUGCCAAGAAGGCAUGUAGAAAGUUGAAACAUUUCACGGACACCACUGUAGAUCAGAGCUACAAAGCAAUUACAUACCGGUGUUGUCUUUGUGGUGCCUCUUCAAAUUCUUUCCACUUGUUGCCCACUGACGAAGUUGUACCGAGCAGAGGAAAAGCUGACCUGGACGAUUCUAGCUUGAACAUGGAUAAUGAGGAAUGUGCGGCUGCUUUUGUAUUUUUCAAAACUCGGUAUGGAGCACUUGUUGCGUCAGACGUUCUUCAGACAUCGAACCCUACGAAGUGGGUUACUGAUCCAGCUCCAGAACCAAAUGAUGUGUAUUGGUCAAACAUUUGGCUUCCCUAUAAGCAGCUUUGGAUUCGACGGAUAGCGACGCUUCUUGGUUCUAUUGUUUUUAUGCUCUUAUUUCUGGCACCAGUGACGUUUAUAAAUGGUCUAUCUCAGCUUGAUCAGUUGCAGAAGAGGCUUCCUUUCCUUAAUGGGAUAUUGAAGCAGCCACACCACAUGGUCCAACUAAUAACUGGAUACCUUCCGAGUGUCAUACUGCAAAUAUUUCUGUACUCUGUUGCGCCAAUAAUGAUGCUAUUUUCAACACUAGAGGGGCCUGUAUCUCACAGCGAAAGGAAGAGGAGUGCUUGCUGUAAAGUGCUGUACUUCUUGAUUUGGAAUGUAUUCUUUGUUAAUGUGGUAUCUGGUACUGUCUUAAAACAAUUGGAUUUUUUUUCAAGCCCAAAGGACAUUCCUGUCCAGCUCGCUAAGGUUAUACCUGGGCAGGCUUCCUUCUUCAUCACCUAUGUUCUGACUUCAGGAUGGGCCAGUUUAUCAUCUGAACUUAUGCAACUCUUUGGUCUGAUCUAUAACUUCAUAAGGAAGUAUGUUCUGAGAAUGAAAGAAGAUACAGAGUUUGUCCCCUCGUUCCCCUAUCACACUGAAGUACCAAAAGUAUUGUUGUUUGGACUAUUGGGAUUCACAUGCUCUGUACUGGCGCCCUUGAUCUUACCUUUUCUGCUAGUCUACUUCUUCCUGGGUUAUGUCGUAUACCGCAAUCAGCUGCUCAAUGUGUACCGCACGAGAUAUGACACCGGUGGUUUGUAUUGGCCGAUUAUACACAACACAGUGAUAUUCUCUCUCGUGCUCACCCAGAUCAUCUGCCUCGGUGUAUUUGGCCUGAAAGUAUCACCAGUAGCUGCAGGCUUCACCAUACCUCUCAUCAUCUUCACUCUUCUGUUCAAUCAGUAUUGCAGAACCCGGCUUCUUCCACUGUUCAGCACUUUCCCAGCACAGAAUUUAAUCGACAUGGACAGGGAGGACGAGCUGUCAGGAAGAAUGGAACAUAUUCACCAACGGCUCCAUACCGCAUAUUGCCAGUUCCCUGAUUCCGAAGAUAUACAACUGGAGGAGAUUCGGACCGUCGGGAAUGAUGAGGACGUCGGAGGUUGUAGCUCAGGCGGGUCCAACGGCAAAGGUAGCCCGGGUGAGUUCAACGGCAAAGGUAGCUCGGACGAGUCCAACGGCAAAGGUAGCCCGGGGGAGUUCAAUGGCAAAGGUGGCUCGGACGAGUCCAACGGCAAAGAGACCCUCCAGGAACAGCAGCAGCCCAGAAGGGAUCUGUCUCACCCAACACUCAAAGGGCUUCCCGUUAGCCGUCUGCAGAAUGCCGUGAGAUGCGUCACUUUCCUCAUUAGGCUGCAGAAAAGAGGCUUGUCAUGA
Triticum turgidum subsp. durum (durum wheat) is the source of this 2415-nucleotide messenger RNA. NCBI's taxonomy places the organism in Eukaryota, Viridiplantae, Streptophyta, Magnoliopsida, Poales, Poaceae. The record is from the annotation of a GenBank genome assembly.